AUGCCCGCAGUGACAGUGGCUACUUUGAGAGGAGUUUAUCCUCCCAUUGCAACACCAUUCGGUGAUGAUGGUAGUCCAGAUGACGAGAAGAUGAUAUUCAAUAUUCAGCGCUGGGCAUCUACGACUGGAUUAUCUGGUAUCGUGUGUCAAGGGAGCAAUGGCGAAUAUGUAUUGUUGACACCUGACGAACGAGUACAUCAGGUCGAAGUUGUUCGUAAACACAUGCCUGCAGAGUGGCAGUUAAUUGUAGGAACGGAGGCAGGCUCGACAGCUGCUACUAUUGACCUCAUCAAACGAGUAGCGGCGGGCGGAGCUGAUGCGGCACUCGUGCUCACUCCGAGUUGUUAUAAGGCACAGAUGUCGGACGAGGCAAUGGUGUUACACUAUACUGCGAUCGCUGAUGCCAGCCCUAUCCCGGUUAUACUAUACAACAUGCCGGCUAAUACUGGGGUGGACUUGCCAGUAUCGGCUAUUUGCAGAUUGGCCAAGCAUAAGAACAUCAUUGGGUUGAAGGACUCCAGUGGCAAUGUUGUCAAGAUGGCAACAGUUCGCAGACGGACCGAUAAGGCGGAGUUCAGUCUGCUAGCCGGUAGUGCUGGCUUUCUCCUCCCUGCUUUGGCUAUCGGUGCUGUUGGUGGAGUAUGCGCUCUGGCAAAUAUUGCACCACAGCUCUGCUGUGAUAUUCAAGAGGCCUUCGAUAAUGGCGACUUUACUGCUGCUAUGACACACCAGCUUCGCGCAGUUGAGAUAAACACUGCUGUCACUUCGCAAUUCGGAGUGCCAGGAUUGAAGUACGCGAUGGACACUGUCGGCUUACAUGGAGGGCCGUGCCGUGCUCCUCUAGUUCAGCUCACUGAGGACGAGAAAGUAAAGCUGAAGGCAAUAAUAGAGGAUAGCCAGAUAGUGGAUACCGAGCAACUCCGUCAGCGGUGAACCUGGUUAUAUUUAUGAACAUGUGUGAUUUUCUCG
This is a messenger RNA of Perkinsus marinus ATCC 50983, 969 nucleotides long. RefSeq names its product Dihydrodipicolinate synthase, putative. Bases 1 to 933 code for a protein of 310 amino acids. Lineage: Eukaryota; Perkinsozoa; Perkinsida; Perkinsidae. Gene Ontology annotation, biological process: N-acetylneuraminate catabolic process. The transcript has 8 exons. Gene Ontology annotation, molecular function: N-acetylneuraminate lyase activity; 4-hydroxy-tetrahydrodipicolinate synthase activity. The record is from RefSeq and is a predicted model, not a curated record.